Molecule: messenger RNA, 1930 nt
Organism: Silurus meridionalis
Lineage: Eukaryota; Metazoa; Chordata; Actinopteri; Siluriformes; Siluridae
Gene: ube2na
Product: ubiquitin-conjugating enzyme E2Na
Exons: 4
Coding region: 195-659 (154 amino acids)
Biological process (GO): DNA damage tolerance; protein K63-linked ubiquitination
Cellular component (GO): nucleus
Molecular function (GO): ubiquitin conjugating enzyme activity
Source: RefSeq, a predicted model, not a curated record
GCAAUCCAGGAGCAGGUUGUGGAAAAUGGCGGAGAGUCUAUUUGUUGUGGAAAAACUACAAUUCCCAUUAUGUUUUCCUUGCGGUUUGGGCGCAAGGGAGGGGGGACGUGACGCAAGGCGCUGAAGGCGUGAGCGCUGCGUCUCUGCGAGGAAGAGGCACUGAAAGUCGAAGCUAAAACCGCAUUCGAGACAACAUGGCAGGAUUGCCCCGCAGGAUUAUCAAGGAAACUCAACGUUUGUUGGCAGAGCCCGUGCCAGGUAUCAAAGCAGAGCCCGAUGAAGGGAAUGCUCGCUACUUCCACGUGGUCAUCGCCGGACCUCAGGACUCCCCCUUUGAGGGAGGGACUUUUAAACUUGAACUAUUUCUUCCUGAAGAAUACCCCAUGGCAGCUCCAAAAGUACGCUUCAUGACCAAAAUAUAUCAUCCCAACGUCGACAAGCUGGGGAGAAUAUGCCUAGAUAUUUUGAAAGAUAAGUGGUCCCCCGCCUUGCAGAUCCGCACAGUGCUGCUAUCAAUCCAGGCAUUACUAAGUGCUCCCAACCCUGAUGAUCCUCUAGCAAACGACGUUGCAGAGCAGUGGAAGACCAACGAAGCUCAAGCCAUAGAAACAGCCCGGACAUGGACCAGGCUUUACGCUGGGAACAAUAUUGAAGUCUAGAGAAAUAGGGGGAAAGAGGAAAAGCGGGGGGAAAAAAGUGGAUGUCAAGUGUGAACACAACUCCUCCUAUUCUGCCAAGACCUAUUCAUUUGCAUUUAAAGGACACAGGGAUUAAUGUUAUAAUAAUAAAAAAAAAAAAACAACUGUCAAGAAUAUAUUAAAGAAAAGAGCAGGGGGGGGAAAUAAUGACAACUGCAUUUAAUUUGUAAUUUAAAGGCAUAUUAGGAAGAAAAAAAAGAAAGAAAGAAAACAUCUUUGACCUAAUUCACUACUGUUUAAAUGCAUGGGCAGAGGAUUUAGAGAUAUUCACAUGGCUUUCUUUUUCAUCCAUCUGGGAGGCUCCCGGGUGGGAAAAGUGGCUGUCAAUUCAUUCUUCCUGGCAUAUGGAGGGUGGGGGGGUGGUGGGUAACUUUUUACAUUUUUCUUUUAACCUCCGUUUUGUUUUUUUGUUGUUUCUUCUCAUGAUGCUUUUUGUUUUUCUGAGAAGCAGCUGAUUAAACAGCACCCUUUUCUGGCAAAUGACAAAAGUGCUCCCCUUUUAGAAGGUCUAGAAGGAAAAAAAACGGCUUCACUUUAAAAAAAAAAAUAAAAAAUUAACAUGAAAGGAAAAUCAAUACUUUUUGGACAUGGAACUGAUUAGAGUAAAUUAACAUGAACUAGCCUUCCACUCUCACGUUAACUAUUGUGACCGCUGAUCGUGUAGAAUCUAACAUAGGCUUUUAUUCUCUAUCUUUCUCUCUUUCGCUCUUUUUUUUUUCUUUUUUUUUUUUUGACUGCAGGCGAAUUAUGAGAUUGUACCAUGAGUUUUAGUAUAACAGUUCUCUUACUGUAUUUGGUGUUAGAAUUAUUUUUUUCUCCCCUCUCUAUGCCAUCACUGUACUAAUUGCACUCUCUGAACUCCUUCACUGAUGUGCUUCUUCACCCGUGUUCCACACAGUCCUCUAGUGCAUUGAGCUUCGUCUGCUGUUUUCGUCCCUUUAGCCUUUAUUUUGCAAAUCUAGGCUGCAUUAAGACUGGUAAUGUGUGAAUGGAGAGAAGUUUUUUUGUUUUGUUUUGUUUUUUUUUAAUAAUAUAUAGAGGCGAGGAGCCUGCCGUGAUCAGUGAGCGCUCGAUUUCCAUUACCAAGAUCAGUCUUUGCUUUGAGACGUCUCAAUUCACUGUAUGUAAAUUCCUUCUUUCUAAAGGGGAGAAUGAUUUCCUGCUUUCUGAAUGACAUGAAAACAGCCCACAUACUUUGUCUUUCUGUAAAUAAAAUCUGCUGAUUAAUAAGA